CGCUCGUUCUACGUGGAAAAUCCCCGCCUCCCCAAACAAAACGUCUACCGCCACCAUUCUUGAGGAAAAGCAACAGACCAACAGAAGAGAGAGAGAGAGGCUUUGUCCAAAGAUGGGUCACCUUCCUCCCACCUUCCUCUCUCCUUCUUCCUCAUCCCUCAUGGGCCGCUAAUGGAGCCUCCUCUACCCAAGGUGACCCAGACCCUCUAGCACUGCCCCUCUUUCUCCUUCCGCUCUUCCCCUUUCUGGGGCUGCUUUCUUCUUCCAUCAACGUUCCCCAUCUGAAUCGGAGAGGGGGAGACAAUGGGGCUCGAGAUCGUCGUCAAGAGGGCUGUCGAUAAUGGGGACAACACUCAGAGCCCCACGACGGUGGGGACUCCAGGGAGGGUUCUUAUGUUCACCAAUUCAGGCAAGAGGAUGGACCAGACGGGGACGCCCAGGAAGUACGUGAAGCAGGUCACCGGGAGGCACAACGACACGAAGCUUCACCUCGCCGCCAAGAAAGGCGACCUUGCUGAGGUCCGGCAGAUCCUCGGAGGAGCCGAGGAGUGCACGCCAGGCCCAGAACCGGUGCUGGACGCCGACGCCGAGACGGCCGCGGAGAUCCGCUCAGUGGUGGCGAACGAGGUGAACGACCUGGGGGAGUCGGCGUUGUACAUUGCGGCCGAGAGGGGGUAUGUGGAUAUGGUGAGGGAGCUGCUGUAUUCCACGAGCCUGGAGACCUUGAGGAGGAAGAGCAACUCUGGUUGCACUCCCCUACAUAUCGCUUCCAAGAAUGGGCACCAAGACAUUGUUCAGGUACUCUUAGAUCAUGAUCCUGAACUAAGCAAAACAUUUGAUCCAAAACAUGAGACUCCACUAAUAUCAGCAGCAGCAAUGGGCCAUGUGGCAGUUGUAAAUGUACUACUGUCCAAAAAUUCUAGCUUACUGGAGAUAUCAAGAGCUAAUGGGAAAAAUGCAUUACAUCUAGCAGCACGUGGUGGUCAUGUGGAUGUCUUAAAAGCAUUACUUGAGAAAGAUCCACAGUUGGCACGUAGAACUGAUAAAAAAGGGCAAACAGCAUUGCAUAUGGCUGCAAAAGGAGAAAGUUGUGAAGUGGUCAAGAUGCUUCUUGAUGCAGAUGCAGCUAUAGUAAUGCUACCAGACAGGAGUGGCAAUACUGCAUUGCAUGUGGCCACAAGAAAAAAACGAUUAGAGGUAAUAAAUGAGCUUCUACAACUCCCAGACAUCAAUGUAAAUGCACUGAACAGGGAACAUAAGACAGCAUUCGAUAUUUCGGAAAACCUUCCAUCCUCCGAAGAAGCCAUAGAAAUAAAAAAUUGCUUGCUUCGGUGGGGUGCUGUUAGAGCUAAUGAACUGAACCAGCCAAGGGACGAACUGAGAAAAACAGUAUCUGAGAUUAAGAAGGACGUUCAUACACAAUUGGAACAGACAAGGAGAACCAACAAAAAUGUUGAUCGCGUUGCCAAGGAGCUGAAGAAAAUGCACAGGGAAGGGAUCAACAAUGCUACAAACUCUGUUACAGUGGUUGCCGUUCUUUUCGCCACGGUGGCAUUUGCUGCAAUAUUUACUGUUCCAGGUGGAAAUGACAACACCGGAAGAGCAGUUGCAGCUAAUUUUGUUUCAUUCAAGAUUUUCUUCAUUUCCAACGCAAUUGCACUUUUUACGUCUUUGGCAGUGGUGGUGGUUCAGAUUACCUUAGUACGGGGUGAGAUGAAAUCAGAGAGACGAGUGGUCGAGGUAAUUAACAAAUUGAUGUGGCUGGCUUCUGUUUGCACAUCAAUAGCAUUUCUUGCCUCCUGUUACAUUGUUGUCGGCCGGCGCUAUGAGUAUGCUGCCAUUGUGGUGACUUUGAUUGGAGGACUGAUAAUGGCUGGCGUUCUGGGAGCCAUGACGAUGUUCGUCUUCAAGUCUAGGCGAAGUCGGUCAAUCAGGAAAAGAGAUAAAUCAAGGUUCGGAAGGAGUAUAUCUAAUUCAUGGAAUCGCCACGCCGAUCUGUCAGCCUCGGAUUUGGACCCAAUUUAUGCUAUAUGAUCUGCAAACCAUGCUAAGAUGUCUGGAUAGGAUAUCAAGUUCAGGAAACAGGUAGCGCUCUGCAACUGCAUUUUGGGUUCAUGAUAUAGUAUUCAAGAUGCUUGUAAAUUAGCUCUUGUAUGAGAAUGACCAAUGUCACUUGUAAUCAAAGAGUUAUUCGAAAUCCUCUUUCCUGUGAAAUUGGCAGUUGCUGCACAUGGCUUGAUAUAGAUGGUUAGUCUGCUCUUGCUUGUGGCAUGUGUGAUUCAAGCCCAAACAUUUGUUUCU
Nymphaea colorata (pocket water lily) is the source of this 2301-nucleotide messenger RNA. RefSeq names its product ankyrin repeat-containing protein ITN1-like. Lineage: Eukaryota; Viridiplantae; Streptophyta; Magnoliopsida; Nymphaeales; Nymphaeaceae. The transcript is spliced from 3 exons. The record is from RefSeq and is a predicted model, not a curated record. Gene Ontology annotation, molecular function: protein phosphatase 1 binding; protein phosphatase regulator activity. Bases 304 to 2034 code for a protein of 576 amino acids. Gene Ontology annotation, cellular component: plasma membrane.